AUUAUUGACAACCUACUAAAUGAAAAUGAUAACUUGUGAACCAAAUAUCAUAGCUGAGGAGGUUGAACAUUCUUCAUAUUUUUUCCCCCAUGGCAGUUCUUUUUCUGGAAAAUAAAAAUGCCUACUCAUGACCUUGGCCCAUUUUUCUCUUGAGUUGUUCUUUUCUUACUCAUUUUUAGGAGUCUUUUAUAUAUAUUUUAGAGACCACGUCUUUGCCAGUUAUAUCAGUUACAAAUAUUUUCUCCUGUGGUACAACUUUCUUCUCUUUUGUUUCCUUUCUUUUGUCUUCUUUUCUUUAUUUCUUUUCUUUUUCUCCUGCCUCCCUCCUCUCUUUCUUCUCCCUCCGUCUUUUGAUGAAUAGAAAUUUGUAAUUGCAGUGUAGCCCAAUGUAUCAAUCUUUUGCCUUUAUGGCUAGUGCUUUGUAUGACCUGUCUAUUCCUACCCAAGAUCCUAAAGAUAGUCUCUAUUUUCUCUGACACACUUAAAGUGUUUCCUUUCACAUUUGAGUCUCUCAACCACCUGGAAAUGAUUUCUGUAUAUGAUGUGAAGCAGGGAUCCAAUUUAAUUUUUUCCAUAUGGGUUAUGUGUUGUCUCAGUAAUAUUGUUGAAUUGCUCAUACCUGGUCACUAACCCGCAACGCCACCCCUGUCAUAUAUCAGCUUUCCCUUUGAUCUCAUUGCCCAGCCCCUCUGCCAAUACCAUACCGCUCUAAUUACAAUAGUUUAUUACAACUGUUUAUAUCUUUCACUUAUACUUUCAUUGGGUCUCAGUUCAAAUAUCAGUUCUUUAGAGAUGCCUGAUCCAACCCCCCAAUUUAAGUAGAUGUACACAUUACAUGCUAUUCAUGGCUUUUACUUCAGCUCGUAAUAUACAUCCUGACUAUUUAGUUGUAAAUGGCUGACUCUCUAGAAGUUCCAUUAUGGCAGAGACCUUGUUUCUCCAGGGCUGAGCACAGUGACUGUCACAUGGAUGAAUAUACAUAGCAAAUGAAUGAAUGAAUUCCUCUCUGCCCUGUAACAUUUAACACCCUGCCUGGCACAGGGUAGUGAGCCCCAUAAUGCUUAAGAGAACAGUCCUUCCCGCCAGUGCCCCUUUUUCGCUUACUUUGUCUCCGUAAGACAUGUCCUCAGAUGACAUUCUACAUAUCUUACCUACUUGCUUACUCUUUCUCUCCCUCUACUACCAUGUAAGCUCCAUGAGGACAGGACUUGUUCUGUUUUAAUUCCUGCUGUUUCCCAGACCUCAGAACAGUGCCUGGCAACUGGUGGAUGCUCAGUAAAUAUGUAUUGGAUGAAUGAAUGAAUGAAUGAAUGAACUUAAUUUUCUCCAUCUGAUUCAAUCAACUAUUUUUGGGGGGGGGGGGCUUUGGAAUCAUUUUUCCUGUGGCUCUCUUAGUAGUUGCCUCUACCCUCCGUUCUCCCUUCUCAUUUUCCCUCCAUGUUACCAGAGAGGCAGCCCCCUUUGUUAAUCUUGGAGCAGAAUAAAGGCAGGCGUUUGUCUGGGCUUCCAGUAACUCUUAGAAGGCAAUGCCUCCCCUCUCUCCUCAGCACCCCUGCGCACUCUAGAUGCACCCUUUGCAUGUUCACGUUCUGCCGGGUUUGGCUCCUCUUUUACUGCUCUCCCGAAACACACCAUGAGCACACGUCUCACUCUCUAAAUCCAGUGUGGUCCUAAGGCCUGACAACGAGUAUGGGUUCACAAAAUGCUGAAAAAAAAGAAAGAGUGAACAUCUGUCACUGUUUUAGCCUAUAUGAGGCUCUGCCUCCACAAAACCUUCUCCAGUGGGGGGACCAGCCACCUCCACUGCCGAGAUUCCCCUGGGGAGGACUGAUGCUGUGGCCAAAUCAAAGCUUGAGGAGCCUAUGCUCUCUAAACAAUUUCCAGGCUGUUGUGGGCUUUUUGAUUGCUUUUUGACCUUGAAAAUGAUUUAGUUCCAUUUUAUUCCUGAACGGAUGGCCACUUCUGAGGUCCUAGCUGUUAAGCCUAAAUUGUGGUAGGUUGAACAAUGAACUUCUCCAAAUAGACUCACAUCCUAAAUCGUAGAACCUGUGAACACUGCCUUAUGUGGCAAAAGCAGCUUUGUUACUAUGAUCAACUUCAAGAUCUUGAGAUGGGGACACAGUCCUGGAUUGUCCAGUGGGCCUGACAUGAUCACAGUAUUCCUUACGUGACAGAAGCAGGAAGAAAUAGAGAAGGCAGUGUGAUGCCAGAAGCAGCAGCUGGAGUGACCAGUUUUGAAGAUGGAAGGAGGGUCCACAGACCAAGGAAUGCAGGCAGGCUCUGGAAUCAGAAAAACGCAAGAGAAAGGAUUUCCCCCCGAGAGCCUUUGGAAGCGACCAGCCCUGCUGAUAGCUUGACUUUAACCCAGUGAAACUGAUUUUAUACUUCUGGCUUCUAGAACUGUAAGAGAAUGCAUUUGUGCUGUUCAAAGAUAGCAAAGUUGUGGCAAUUCGUUGUAGCAACAAUGGGAAACUAAUAUACUAAAUGAACCAUUGUUUUGUCUCAUAGGGCGUGUUUGUUUAUACUUGGCUUUAUUCCAGAAAUAUAUUUCCUGUGAUUUGGAUCAGAAAAGCCAGGAAGUGCUCCUCCCCUCUGGUGCUGAUGCUCUUGUUGCUCUAACCCUGGGACUCUUUUCUCCCGUGAACCACCUCCCUCAGCAGCCUCCUGCUGCUACUCACGUCUUCAGCUUGUUUUCUCUGCCAGACCAUAUGAGCGGCCCACCCACUCCAUCCCUUCCUCCUCACCCUGGCUCUGGCCUGUCCUUUGUGCAUUGUGCAAAAAAUGUCAUCCUGAACAAAGGGUCUCAGCAGACAAACCUAGUUGACUGGGGUGAGCUUUAUGAGAGAACACUGAUGGAGCACCUCACCCAUUCCAAGCACCCAGUGCCAUGACCAGUGUAAAACAUUGCUUGAAUUGGAGUUUCUUUGGUUUUCCUGUUUAAGGAUUUCAAACUCAAGUGUCGUGAUACCACCUGAUCAGAAUUCCCCACCCUGAAGAAUCAGAAUUCUGCACCCUGCAGGUGGGCAGAGAACGAUAGCAGCGCCUUGCUUUCUGGACCAUCUUCAGCCUUGACUUGUAGAACCGAAGAAAUGCGGCAUGGAAAACCUUGCAUUUACCUGGUGAUCUGGGGCUGAUGUGGGCCUGACGGAGUAAGAUGGUAGAAAGGAAGUUCUGACAUCUGAUUAAGAGAAGUGGCAUACAAGUUCUUACCUUCAGCUGAGCGGCCCCAGCCUGCAGUUGUACAAAUAAAUCCAGCCUCAAAUUCUUCCUUUGGCUCUGGAAGACACAUUGGGCCCACAAACUGGCCUGAAGAAAAGAGCAGGACAGGGUUUGGAGGAGAGGACACCCUAAGCCACUCACCAUUUGACUGUUACCCUAAUAAUAUGAACAAUGCCUGUGAGUGAAGAGAAAGAAAGAAAAGUAUAAGAUAUAGCAGAGUCCAGAUGAAGAGGUUUGGGAGAAAAACAAGUGCAAUUUUUGUCUUAGGGGCUGAAAGUUUGGGAUGGCAUUUCCAAUUUUUGGAGCAAGCCAAUAGUGCAUAUGAUUAUUCUGAACACACAUUUUCUGGAACUCGAUGGAUGGACAUCUUGAGGGACUUGGAUCCUGGCCCACACUCAUGACAUAUCUGGUUAUGAGGAAACUGAGUGGAGACCAUGGUCUAUGCUGCCUGACACAUUGUCAGAUAUUGGAUUUAAAUCUUUAUGCAAGUGGAAAGUGGCAGGUUGCUCGAGAAGAGUGGGGUGGAGAGAAGAUGUCCUGAUUCACACACCACAGUGGUGCUAGGCUAGAAGGGUUGCCAGGUCAUUCUUUUCAUCAUGUUUUCAAGGAGAGCCUAGAAAGCCCUGCCUGAUAAUCACCCUGCUUCUUUACCUGGCUGAACCCUCUAAUCCUUAUUCCUCAACUUGGGCAACACCUCAACUGAGAAGUCUUCCUUCGUUUCCUCGAGCUGUGGCAGUCCACGAUGUCAUCUAAGGAUUGGCUGAUUCCUUCUCAUCCCUUCAAGGUUUCUCAGUAUAAUGCAAGCUAGACUAUGCACCUGCCCUCAGGAAAAGGAUCAAGUCAGAAAAACAUGUCAAAAUCAACUCGUUACUUUUUGGUCCAGUAAUUGGAUAAAUGGUGAUAGUAUUUACUGAAAAGAGAAUACUGGUGCAGAGGCACAUUUGGGAUGAGGGUAGAAAAUCAAGAGCUGACCUUUCUAUAAUCACUUAGGUUAUUUACAGUUUAUGUUAUUACAAUCAGUAUUGCUGUAACAUCAUUUUACAUAUUCUUGUACACUUGGGGAAGACUUACUCUACAGUAUUUCAUACAGUAUAGGAGUAAAAUAGCUGAAUUCUAAGGUAAUCGAGUCUCCAAUUUUAAUAUAUUCAUGGAAUUUGAAAAGAAAAUUUGUGUGCACAAAGUAUUCUAGAAGUGAGGCAAAGUUACCAUUUAAAAAUUUUAAUUGUAGGGUUCUCUACAGGUAUCGUCAUUAAAUUAAGAUACCCCAUUAAUGUGGGGUAAUUUCAACCAUUUUAAUCUCUGGUUCUGAUUUCAAUAGCCACCAUUAAAUGAAUAGAUGGAAAACCACACAGCAGUGACAGAGUUCAUUAUUCUGGGAUUAACAGAUAAUCCCACACUAUGUGCCAUCUUCUUUGUGAUUUUUCUGGGAGUUUAUGUAGUUACCAUAGUGGGAAAUAUCAGUAUAAUCAUCUUAAUCCGAAGCAGCCCACAGCUGCACACCCCAAUGUACCUUUUUCUCAGCCAUUUGGCCUUUGUGGACAUUGGGUAUUCCACGUCAGUCACGCCAAUCAUGCUAAUAAGUUUUUUAAGAGAGAAAACAACUAUCCCUAUCACUGGUUGUAUAGCCCAGCUUGGCUCUGAUGUCACUUUUGGGACUACAGAAUGCUUCCUGCUGGCUACCAUGGCCUAUGAUCGCUAUGUGGCCAUCUGCUCUCCCUUACUCUACUCCACCCAGAUGUCCUCAGUGGUCUGCUUCCUCCUACUGGGGGCUUCCUACCUGGGUGGAUGCAUGAACGCCUCAUCAUUUACAGGCUGUCUGAUGAAUCUAUCUUUCUGUGGACCAAAUAAAAUCAACCAUUUUUUCUGUGACCUCUUUCCACUCUUGAAGCUUUCUUGUGGCCAUGUUUUUAUUGCUGAAAUAUCUCCCGCCAUCUCUUCUGCAUCCGUCCUCAUAAGCACACUGUUUACCAUAAUUGUGUCCUACAGCUACAUCCUCCACUCAAUUCUGAAUAUGCGCUCUACUGAGGGGAGGAAGAAGGCCUUCUCAACCUGCACUUCCCACCUCACUGCCGUCACUUUGUUUUAUGGGACAGUUUUGUUCGUUUAUGUGAUGCCCAAGUCCAGUUAUUCAGCUGAUCAGGUCAAAGUGGCCUCUGUCAUCUAUACAGUGGUGGUCCCCAUGUUGAAUCCCCUCAUCUACAGUCUGAGGAACAAGGAGGUGAAAGGGGCCAUGAGAAAACUAAUGGCCAGAACACACUGGUUUUCCUGAAUCGGAUCAGAUAUAAAUCCAUAAAUAACAAAGCAAUGAUUUGGGGAAACAUUUGUGCUGGAUACUUUAAUGAUAUUUAUCAUUAACUCAUCACUUUGAUAGUGAAGAACUCCUAUAAAUGUAAAAAGCCAAUGUUUACUUCCAUAUAGAAAGUUAAAUGUAUCAUUUAAUGUGGAAAUCUGUUUCAUUCAAAUUAAAUAUGAACUUUUCAAGGUAAGAAUACCUGCUUGCAAAAUAGUUUCAUUAAUCAGUUGUGAGUCCUAUAUUAAAUACAGAGAGCUAUUUCCACCAAAGAUCAAAUUUAAUUGAAUUCCAUCUAGUUAAAUAACAUUUGGGAAAAAAAUUUGUCCCCAACAGAUCUGUAAUAAAAGAUAAUAUUGACAAGUCAGGACGUUCAGGCCACUUCCUGUAAAGGUACUGCCCUGCCUUUGUCAAUGUAUAUUUAAACAUUUGGGAACAUUGAUGUUCAUGUCUCCAGAAAGCCUCUAGGUCCACUUUAUUGAAGCGAGAGCAAAGGUCAUGAUUCCUCUGCUUGGCCAUUAAGAGAUCCAACCCAGAUAACACAGAAGAGACCUUGUAUACACCUGUGCUGACUCUUUUUACAAUGUAAGUCUUACCAGAUGAGUCUAGGGUAAGAUUUCAGAAGCUGAGGUUUCUUUGGAGGGGGAGACUGGGACAUUAGGACUUUGUUUCAGCAAUAAUUUAUAGGUAGGAGGCACGAAAUUAUGGGUCAGGCAAAUAAUACGUUUGCCACACAUUUUGUAAUGUCUCUCAAGGAGGCGUCCACUCUCCCUGCUUCUUCCACUGACCUUUUGGCGCUUAUGAUCCCGUCUGGUUAUGGCAGUUGCCUCUAAAUUGAUUCCCUGCCUCCUGUAUGCCUUUCACAAUGAUUUAUGAUUAAUAUUUUAGCUACUAUAUUUUGUUAGCAUAUGAAUGAUGUCAGACAAAUUCUGAGACACUUUGGAGGAACCACUUUGCGAGCUGAGCUGGUAAAGCGCCAAAGUCAGCACGGACACAGCCCUUUGCAAAGAGAGGGCUCCCAAAGGUAUGACUUCAGUCUUGGAAAAGGGCAUGUUCGAGUCACGGUGGGAGAUCUGCACUCUGGUGGUUGAAGUUUUUCGCUGAGUGUUUCUGGAAGUCUUUGUCUUCUUCUUUCCUCCUAUAGUUUGCUUUUCACCAGGAUUCAUCUUCAGCCCUCUUCCCUCUCCUCCUUCCCAUGAUCCCCAUAGGUAAUCUUAUCUUCUCCCAUGAGCUCAGCUGCCACUGGUGUGGUGAGAGUCCCUACACACCUUCCUUGAAGGACAGAUGAACUUCUUCACUGGCCUUUCCCCCCAAGACUCUCAAACUCAGUGUGCCCUGACUGUAUUUAUCGUAUUUCUCACAAAAUUAUUCCUUUUCCUCUGGUUCUUUCCCAAUUAGUGGCAACUCUUUGUAAGGCCUAGUACUGCAAGAGAUUUGGGGCAACUCUCACCACACACCCAUCAAAAUAGUCUGCCUCCCUCCACCCCAUUCCUUCUGUCAGAUGGAAGACAUGUUGCAUACUGGCAUCUCCCAUAUCUAAGUCUCUUCUGUCUAAGCAUGUAAAGACUCCCCAGUUGAUUGUGGUAAGUCCAUACUGAGAUUUUUCCCUUCAUAUUUCCACUUGAAGGGAUUCAAUAAUCCAAUCACCCAGAUGUAGGGUGUGUGGCACUGUUACAACUUUUAGUGGAGAGGAUAGGCCUCGACACAUCUUUUCCCUCCCAAGUUCUCAAUCAACCGAGGAGAUGACAAAAAGAGAAGGCAUAUGGGAGAGCAAAAAUAUUAACGUAUAUCAACGAAGGAGCUGAUAUUAGAGUAUGUGACACAUAUUUGUGGACACGUGCUUUCAUGUUCUGAAUCCCAGAAUCUGACACUCCCCUUCCCUGUCCCUGGUCUCUGCAGUGAGAGUAGGCCUGCCUCCAUCCAUUUAUAGCAUGGCCAAGAGCAGCCCAGAGCACGGAGGGCAGACUCACUCCCCAGAGAAAGGGGAAGGCAAAAGGCUGGGAUUUCUGUUACAGGUUGAAGUGUGUCCCUCAAAAAUUCAUCCUAACCACCAGCAUCUCAGAAUGUGAUCUUACCUGGGAAUAUGGUUGUUACAGGUGUAAUUGGUUAAGAUCAAGUCAUAUUGGAGGAGGCUGGGCUUCUAAUCCAAUAUUACUGGUAUCCUUAUUUUUUUUUUUAAAAAAAAGAAGAAUUUGGAUACAGACAGCACACAGGAGGAACCUCAUAUGAAAAUAAAAACAGAGAAGUGGGUUAUGCUUCUACAAUCCAAGUGGGUUAUGCCCACAAACCAUCAGAAGCUAAGUGAGAGAGAUGGAAGGAAUCCCACAGUUCUCAAAAAGAAGCAACCCUGCUGACACCUUGAUCUUGGACUCCUGAACUGUGAAAGAAACAAUUUUUGUUGUUUAAGCCACUCAGUUUAUGGUACUUUGUUAAGGUACCGAGCUAAUAUUACUAUAUAUCUAGUUUUCCCCUCCAAACUUAUCAUCAGCUAAUUUAUUACUUCUAGGGAAGGAAGGAG
Herpailurus yagouaroundi (jaguarundi) is the source of this 8027-nucleotide messenger RNA. Its product is annotated as olfactory receptor 481. NCBI's taxonomy places the organism in Eukaryota, Metazoa, Chordata, Mammalia, Carnivora, Felidae. Gene Ontology annotation, biological process: G protein-coupled receptor signaling pathway. The transcript is spliced from 8 exons. The record is from RefSeq and is a predicted model, not a curated record. Gene Ontology annotation, molecular function: olfactory receptor activity; G protein-coupled receptor activity. Gene Ontology annotation, cellular component: membrane. Bases 4556 to 5488 code for a protein of 310 amino acids.